Molecule: messenger RNA, 1904 nt
Organism: Carya illinoinensis
Lineage: Eukaryota; Viridiplantae; Streptophyta; Magnoliopsida; Fagales; Juglandaceae
Product: aspartic proteinase-like
Exons: 14
Coding region: 175-1719 (514 amino acids)
Biological process (GO): proteolysis; lipid metabolic process
Molecular function (GO): aspartic-type endopeptidase activity
Source: RefSeq, a predicted model, not a curated record
UAUUAAAAGCUUUAACGGUCGGCAUCGUUCUAUCCGUUGCAGAAAAAAGCCUCAGUGAUGGGACUAUAGGAGACCCACCGGUUCUCUUCCUAGAUUUAAAUUCUCUCUUCGUCUUGCUUUGUAGUUUGCUCUUCAACUUCCCUCUCCUAUGCAUAUGCUAUUCUGUGAGUAAGCAUGGGAUCUAACAUGAAAGCAGUCCUGUUGUCUGUGUUCCUCUUGACCCUGUUGUUUUCUCUGGUCACCUCUGCUUCCAACAACGGCUUUGUUAGAAUUGGGCUGAAAAAGAUGAAAUUGGACAAGAACAAUCGGCUUGCUUCACAGCUCGAGUCCAAGGACGCAAUCUCUUUGAAAGCUUCUAUUAGGAAGUAUCGUUUCCCUAAUAAUCUCGGUGACUCUGAGGACGCAGACAUUGUUUUGUUAAAGAACUACUUGGAUGCUCAGUACUAUGGUGAAAUUGGCAUUGGCACUCCCCCUCAAAAUUUCACUGUAAUUUUCGACACUGGCAGCGCUAAUCUGUGGGUCCCAUCAGCUAAGUGCUAUUUCUCGGUGGCUUGUUUUUUUCAUGCUAAGUACAAGUCAAGCGAAUCGAGUACCUACAGGAAGAAUGGGACAUCUGCUGCUAUCCAAUAUGGUACUGGUGCAAUAUCUGGUUUCUUUAGCUGUGACAAUGUCAAAGUUGGGGACCGAGUUGUAAUGAAUCAGGAUUUUAUUGAGGCAACCAGAGAGCCUAGUCUCACAUUUUUAAUGGGAAAAUUUGAUGGUAUACUAGGACUCGGAUUUCAAGAGAUUGCAGUUGGAAAUGCUAUUCCUGUGUGGGACAACAUGGUUGAACAAGGUCUUGUCCAAGAACCGGUAUUUUCAUUCUGGCUCAACCGUAAUGCAGAGGAAGAAGAAGGGGGUGAAAUCGUCUUUGGUGGGGUAGAUAAAAAUCAUUACAAGGGCAAGCACACAUAUGUUCCUGUGAAACAGAAAGGUUAUUGGCUGUUUGACAUGGGAGAUGUUCUUAUAGAUGAUAAACCAACCGGAUAUUGUGCUGGAGGUUGUUCCGCCAUUGCAGAUUCUGGCACUUCCCUGCUGGCAGGUCCAACGACUGUGAUUACCAUGAUAAAUCAUGCAAUAGGAGCCUCUGGAGUUGUUAGUCAGCAGUGCAAGGCAAUUGUCGAGCAGUAUGGACAAACCAUUAUUGAUUUGCUUUUAGCCGAGGAAAACCCAAAGAAGAUCUGCUCCCAGAUUGGCUUGUGCUCCUUUGAUGGUUCCCGUGGUGUUAGUAUGGGCAUUGAGACUGUAGUGGAUGAGAGCAGCAGCAAAGUUUCUAGUGGAAUUCGUAAUGCUAUGUGCCCUGCUUGUGAGAUGGCUGUUGCUUGGAUGCAAAACCAGCUAAAGCAGAAUCAAACACUAGAUCGAAUAUUAGACUAUGUAAAUGAGCUUUGUGAUCGGAUGCCAAGUCCAAUGGGAGAGUCUGCUGUGGACUGUGGACAUAUUUCUUCCAUGCCUAGUGUUUCCUUCACAAUUGGCGGAAAGAUUUUCCACCUUGCUCCUGAGGAGUAUAUACUCAAGGUGGGCGAGGGUCCUGCUGCUCAGUGCAUCAGCGGCUUUAUUGCUUUGGAUGUGCCUCCUCCUCGUGGACCUCUCUGGAUCCUGGGUGAUGUCUUCAUGGGUCGCUACCAUACCGUCUUUGAUUCCGGCAAACUGAGAGUUGGAUUUGCAGAGGCAGUAUAAAGAAGCUACUCCAUUCCAUCAUCCUUAUCUAUUCCUGUUCACCUUCAUAAACUUGACAAAGUGCAAUGGUGGAAGUUAAGCUGCUUGUAUAUAUUUGUUACGUGUAUUUGAAUAUUUUACUAAUGUGUAAUGAAAAUAAGAAUACAAAAAUGUGCAAAAUGAGGGCUGAGGAGUUUCUUCUGUUA